Miscanthus lutarioriparius is the source of this 1317-nucleotide messenger RNA. Lineage: Eukaryota; Viridiplantae; Streptophyta; Magnoliopsida; Poales; Poaceae. The record is from the annotation of a GenBank genome assembly.
AUGACCACCAUGGCAGUGACGGUGGAGAUCACGCGCCGCGAGGUGCUUAGACCCCCACCAUCGGCGUCCGCCCGCGCCGGCGGCAGCAAGUCCCUGCUGACGCCCUUCGACCGCGCCUCCACCGACGGCUACAUCCCGACCGUCUUCGCGUGGAACACGCCUGCGCCGGACAACGACGCCAUAGUGGACGGCCUGCUCGCUGCCGUCGCGAGGUACCCGCACCUGGCGGCGCGCAUGGGCGUUGACGACCGCGGCAGGAAGUGCUUCCACCUCAACGACGCCGGGGUGCUUGUCGUCGAGGCCACCGCCGACGCCGACCUUGCCGACGCGCUGGUGGCGCACGACGUGGCGGCGCACAUCAACGAGCUGUACCCCAAGGCAGAUAAGGAACGUGUCGACGAGCCUCUCUUCCAGGUGCAGCUGACACGGUACAGGUGCGGCGGCCUGGUGAUCGGCACCGUGAGCCAACACCUCGUCGCCGACGGGCAGUCCAUGAGCUCCUUCUACACGGCCUGGGCGACGGCCGUGCGCAACGCUUCGGCUACCGAUGUACCGUCGCCCUUCACCGACCGCGCGGCCAUCGCCGUCCCCCGCAGCCCACCCGUGCCCAGGUUCGAUCACCGGAACAUCGAGUUCCGUGGCGACCAUAGCUGGAUCCACGCCGUCCUCCCCAUGGACAGGAUCAAGAACCUCGCCAUCAACUUCCCGGAGGAGUUCAUCGCCGACCUCAAGGCCCGCGUGGGCGGCCGGUGCACCACGUUCCAGUGCCUCCUGGCGCACGCCUGGAAGAAGAUCACGGCGGCGCGGGACCUGGCGCCGGAGGAGUUCACGCAGAUAAGGGUCGCCGUGAACUGCAGGGGCCGUGCCGACCCUCCGGUGCCCAUGCAGUACUUCGGUAACAUGGUGCUGUGGGCGUUCCCGCGGAUGCAAGCCCGGGAGCUGCUGUCCUCCAGCUACGCCGCGGUGGUCGGCGCCAUCCGCGACGCCGUCGCGCGCGUCGACGCCGAGUACAUCCAGUCCUUCGUCGACUUCGGGGACAUGGCGGAACGCGCAGGGGAGGAGCUGGCGUCCACGGCCGCAGGUCCGGGCACGGCCUUCUGCCCGGACCUGGAGGUGGACAGCUGGCUGGGGUUCAGGUUCCAUGAUCUCGACUUCGGGUACGGGCCGCCGUGCGCCUUCCUGCCGCCGGACCUCCCCGUCGAGGGUCUCAUGAUCUUGGUGCCGUCGUGCGCGGCCAAGGGUGGCGUCGACCUCUUCAUGGCUCUCGACGACCACCACGUUGAGGCCUUCAAACACAUCUGCUACUCCAUGGAUUGA